UACUCGCGUCUUCCUCCUGCGGGAUCCCUGUUCAUCAGCAGAACCGCUAGACCGUCUGAGGAACUGCGCAGGACCCUGAACCAACAGAGAGGAGGGGGAGAGAAAAGGCUGAGGAAGGAAGGGAGAGAGGGCGAGAGGGAGGCAGCUUCCUCCCGUUAUGCUGGGCAACAAAAAGAAAGCCGCCCCGGCGGGGAGGAACGGAGCCGGGACGUCCGAGUCAAAGGCCAUCGAUCCCCUGAGGAACCUGGGAGUGCAGGAGGAUGAAGAUGUGAAGCGGAUGUUGCAGGGUUCCAGUAUGAUAAAGGUCCGCUCGCCUCGCUGGCAGAAGCGGCGAACUCUGAAGCUGCUGGGGGACGGCGUCACUGUCUGGUGCCAGUCCCACAAAACCUCCAGCUGGGCCAAGGAGCAGCAAUCCUUCUCCAUCAUGGAGGUGGAGUGCGUUCGCGAGGGUUGCCAGUCAGAGACGUUGCGGCAGAUGGUCGGCAACGUCCCCGAGCAGCGGUGUUUGACGGUGGUCUUCAAAGGGCCCCGCAAGAGCCUGGAUCUCCUGUGCCACACCCAGGAGGAGGCUCAGCAUUGGGCCCGCGGCAUCCGGACCCUGCAGGAGAGGGUGGCCAACAUGACCCAGAAGGAGAAACUCGACCACUGGAUUCAUGCUUACCUGAGUCGGGCCGACCAGAACCACGAUGAUAAGAUGAGCUACGACGAGGUCCAGGCACUGCUGCAGAUGAUCAAUAUUGACCUGAGUGACCAGUAUGCCCGUAGCCUCUUCCAGAAAUGUGACCAGUCGGCCGACAGUCGUCUGGACCAUGAAGAGAUUGAGGUGUUCUGCAGGGAGUUGUUACGGAGACCAGAGCUGGACACCGUGUUCAUCCGCUACUCCGCGAACAGCUGCGUACUCUCCACCGUGGACCUGAGGGACUUCUUGAAGGACCAGGGAGAGGAUGCUUCACUCAUCCACGCCCAAAGCCUCAUCCUCACCUAUGAACUCAAUGAGUGGGCCCAGAAGAACCAGUUCAUGACCCCCAAUGGUUUCACCAUGUACAUGCUGUCGAAGGAGAACUGUGCGUUUAACCCGGAGCACUCCAGGGUUUACCAAGACAUGAAACGCCCACUGGCGCACUACUUCAUCUCCUCCUCCCACAACACUUACCUCACUAAGGACCAGCUGACUGGGGACAGCAGCACGGAGCCAUACAUCCGAGCCUUGAGUCAUGGCUGCCGCUGUGUGGAGCUGGACUGUUGGGAUGGAGAUAAAGGAGAGCCAGUCCUCUAUCACGGACACACACUCACCUCCAAAGUGUCCUUCGUCGAAGUCAUUCAGACUAUCAACGAAUAUGCUUUUAAAGCGUCUCCCUACCCUCUGAUCCUGUCCCUGGAGAACCACUGCUCCGUGGAGCAGCAGACGGUGAUGGCCCGACACCUGCGAACCAUCCUUGGAGACAAGCUGCUGACCGAGCCCCUCGGUGGAUUGGAUCCUCACAACCUGCCCUCUCCAGAGGAUCUUAAGGGUAAAAUCCUAGUGAAGGGAAAGAAGGAACGCGUGGUGGAGGAGCAUUCGUCCAGCUCUUCAGACCUCAGCUCCUCGGAAGAGGAGGCCAGAAAGACAGAGGACAAGAAGCCAGGUGUGUCUAAGCUGAGUCCAGAGCUGUCGGAGCUGGUGGUGUACACCCGCAGUGUUCCCUUUAAAAGCUUCGAGCAAGCGGCCAAAGGCUCAGCCACUGACAUGUCCUCUUUCUCUGAAAGUGAAGCGCUCAGGCAUGUGAAGGACUCAGGGAUAUACUUUGUCCGUCACAACAGCCACCAGCUGAGCAGGAUUUACCCGUCAGGCCAGCGCCUCCAGUCCUCCAACUACAACCCUCAGGAGAUGUGGAAUGCAGGCUGUCAAAUUGUUGCUUUGAAUUUCCAGACACCUGGAGAGCAGAUGGACCUCAACCAAGGCAGGUUCCUCCAGAACAGUCAGUGUGGGUACAUGUUGAAGCCCCCCUUCAUGUGCCAGCCCGACACCACUUUCAAUCCGGAGAAUACCGGUGGAGGUCCUGGCCACAGACCUGUUCUGCUCACUGUCCGGGUCAUUUCAGCUCAGCAGUUGCCUAAACCAGAAUGGGACAAACCCAGCUCAAUUGUGGACCCUCAGGUGUGGGUGGAGAUACAUGGUGUACCCAUAGACAACAAUAAGAAGAAAACUCAUCAUGUCGACAACAAUGGCUUUAACCCACGAUGGGACUGUACCUUCAACUUUACCGUCCAUGUCCCUGACCUGGCACUGGUUCGCUUCAUGGUGGAGGACCAUGACUACACCUCAAGCAAUGACUUCCUGGGGCAAUUCACCCUGCCCUUUACGAGUCUCCGCACAGGUUACCGUCACGUCCGACUGCUCAAGGUGGAUGGCUCCAACCUCUCGCCCUCCUCCCUCUUUGUUCACCUGAAGGUCACCCAAUGUGAGAGCAGUCCUUCAAAAUCAUCAGCCAAUUCACCGUCCAAGUCUUUAGCCAAGAAACCCUAAGCCCAUCUCUACCACGUACAAUGGCAACAUGAAGCGUGGAAGCUGCCAUGGGCUGGUCCCCGGACAUAUCUGCCCGGAUCCAGGCAAAAAACAAAAAAAGAUUCUGGCUCUAAUUCAUAAAACUUAACGAUUAUAUGACCUUGUUUUACAAAUGUUGCAGCUAUAUCUUCAACCUGUCUACAUUUUAUGGAAGGAGAGGAUUGUGUCAUGUCUCUUUAAUCUACCAUUUAAUGGAUGUGUUGCUUUUCAGAGCACAGACCUGAGAACGUACCUAAAACUUAUUGAACCAGCCUGCAGAAGUCUAUUGAUCUUCGAGACCAUAAAAAGAAUUUGAUGCUAGAUUUUGUCUACAAAACUUACAACUUCUCGCUAACCUCUCAAACUUGAUAAGUCUCAAGCCUUCUGAAGGAAUUACUUUUUGUUAACUACAAUCAUCUUAUCGUAGUAUAUUAAUAUGAUGUUAUCUUUGACUUGGCAGUCAUGUGUAGGUUUACUGCCAGUGUAUCGCUUAUGAUCGCAUCAUACACGUAACCAGCAACUUCGUUACCAGGUUACUCUGAGAACAUGUUUACAGACUCUCUGUGUAUAGAGGCACCAGGACCGUAUCCUAAUACAGCUCUCACUGUAAGGCUGUUCUCGCACACUCUUCGUAGCUAUACUAUACUAGCUAGUUAGUUGUUUUACUCCAAAACGUUGACUUAUUUGUCAUCACGUAACUUCUGUACUUAAGUUUCAUACUUAUUUUUACACAAUUGUUGAU
Molecule: messenger RNA, 3266 nt
Organism: Cyclopterus lumpus (lumpfish)
Lineage: Eukaryota; Metazoa; Chordata; Actinopteri; Perciformes; Cyclopteridae
Product: 1-phosphatidylinositol 4,5-bisphosphate phosphodiesterase delta-3-A-like
Exons: 16
Coding region: 158-2506 (782 amino acids)
Biological process (GO): intracellular signal transduction; lipid metabolic process
Molecular function (GO): phosphatidylinositol-4,5-bisphosphate phospholipase C activity; calcium ion binding
Source: RefSeq, a predicted model, not a curated record